GAAACUUAUUAAGACUGGAUUAUCUGGCAAUGCAACACCCAUUGGUUGGCCAAAUGGUGAAGCAGGUGCUUACUAAUCUCUAAAGAUUCAUCACCACCUCCACUCUUAACCUUCCUUAACCUCUCCAUAUAUCCCACCCAAUACACACACACACAGAGACAGAGAGAGAGAGAGAGAGAGAGAGAGAGAGAGAGAGAGAGAGACAGAAAAAGAUAACAGAAAAAAAUGGAGAAGCUCACAUCAACAACCAUGAUUCCAGAAGCAUUCCAAGGCACAAGGGAUGACAUUGCUCAACAGAUGGGGAUGGUCUGGGAACAAGUGAAGGCUCCUUUAGUCAUUCCAUUGCUGAAGGUGGCAGUGGUGCUUAGCUUGAUCAUGUCUCUCAUGCUUUUCAUUGAGAGGCUGUACAUGGCCAUCAUCAUCCUCUUUGUCAAGCUCCUUGGAAAGACUCCUCAGAAACGUUUCAAAUGGUUGCCCAUGCAGGAUGAUGUCGAGCUUGGCUCUUCUGCUUACCCCACAGUCCUCAUUCAGAUCCCCAUGUUCAAUGAGAAGGAGGUUUAUAAGCUCUCCAUUGGAGCUGCAUGUGGUCUCUCAUGGCCUUCCGAUCGGCUCGUCAUCCAAGUGCUUGACGAUUCCACUGACCCGGUUGUCAAGGAAAUGGUGGAGAGGGAGUGUGAGAGAUGGGCUAGCAAGGGAGUGAACAUUAGGUAUACAAUCAGAGACAACCGGAAAGGCUACAAAGCUGGUGCUCUGCGUGAAGGAUUGAAGCACAGUUAUGUCAAACAGUGUGAUUAUGUUGCUAUUUUUGAUGCUGAUUUCCAGCCUGAGCCUGACUUUCUUCGCCGUUCAAUCCCUUUCCUCAUCCACAACCCUGAACUCGCUCUCGUCCAGGCCCGUUGGAUUUUUGUUAAUUCUGCAGAGUGUUUGUUGACAAGGAUGCAAGAGAUGUCUCUUGAUUAUCAUUUCACUGUGGAGCAGGAAGCUGGAUCCUCUGCAUUCUCCUUCUUCGGCUUCAAUGGGACUGCCGGUGUGUGGCGUAUCUCUGCCAUCAAUGAAGCAGGAGGAUGGAAAGAUCGAACGACGGUUGAAGACAUGGAUUUGGCUGUUCGAGCUAGUUUAAGAGGCUGGAAAUUCCUUUACCUUGGUGAUCUCCAGGUGAGAAGUGAAUUGCCGAGUACUCUCAAAGCUUUCCGAUUUCAACAACAUAGGUGGUCUUGUGGUCCGGCAAACCUUUUCAGGAAAAUGGUGAUGGAGAUUGCAAGAAACAAGAAAGUCUCCAUUCGCAAAAGGUUUUAUGUGAUCUACAACUUCUUUUUGGUACGGAAAAUUGUCGGUCAUGUUGUAACAUUCGUGCUUUAUUGUGUGGUGAUGCCUGCAACUGUUUUGAUUCCUGAAGUUGAAAUACCCAAGUGGGGUUCAGUAUAUAUUCCUUCACUUGUUACACUUCUCAAUGCCGUUGGAACACCAAGAUCAUUUCACCUUCUCAUGUAUUGGGUACUCUUUGAGAAUGUGAUGUCUUUGCAUAGAACAAAAGCAAGCUUCAUUGGCCUCCUUGAAGCAGGCAGAGUCAAUGAAUGGGUUGUCACCGAGAAACUCGGUGACAGUCUCAAAACCACCACAGCUGCGAAAACAGUCAGGAAGCCUAGAAUCAGGUUCGGUGACAGAUUGCAUCUUACGGAGCUCUGUAUUGGUGCAUACCUCUUUAUGUGCGGCUGCUUCGAUUUUGCCUAUGGCAAAAAUCGUUAUUACAUAUACCUCUUCCUCCAAUCAAUAGCUUUCUCUAUUGUUGGCUUCGGUUAUGUUGGAACUUUUGUGCCAAACUCCUGAGACUCUGGAUAUCAAGUUGCUCGCAUCUAUAAGAAAUAUGUUUCUUCUACCAUAAUGCUGUGCAGAAAAUGCAUCACAGCUUCCUUCAGUAUAUAUAGGUUCCGUGCUAUUGUUAAUAGGGGGAACAAUUGAUCCCUUGCAAUGUCAAGAACAUCAGUCAUUUUAUUCAAAGGUGAAAAUCUUUUUGGGUUUGCAUAAAGCUGGAAUUACAUAUAUUGCUGAAAGAUCAGUCAUAUACUAAGGAGAGGAAAGCAGAUAUAAGAAUUUUACUCUUCUAUCUUCUAAACAGCAGCAGUUAUAGACAUAAUUUGUUAGUAUUAUUGUUCAUGAAGUUUGAUAAUGGAUUCUGAGAGUGUAAUUCUUCAUGUUCUCCUUUUGUAAGUUCAUGUAAGACUUGAAAGAAUCAAAACUUUCAGUUUUGGAAUUAUUUUA
This is a messenger RNA of Dioscorea cayenensis subsp. rotundata (Guinea yam), 2259 nucleotides long. RefSeq names its product glucomannan 4-beta-mannosyltransferase 9-like. Bases 226 to 1827 code for a protein of 533 amino acids. The record is from RefSeq and is a predicted model, not a curated record. Gene Ontology annotation, cellular component: Golgi apparatus. The transcript is spliced from 9 exons. Gene Ontology annotation, molecular function: mannan synthase activity. NCBI's taxonomy places the organism in Eukaryota, Viridiplantae, Streptophyta, Magnoliopsida, Dioscoreales, Dioscoreaceae.